Messenger RNA from Coniophora puteana RWD-64-598 SS2, 222 nucleotides. RefSeq lists its product as uncharacterized. The record is from RefSeq and is a predicted model, not a curated record. Lineage: Eukaryota; Fungi; Basidiomycota; Agaricomycetes; Boletales; Coniophoraceae. The annotation marks the transcript as partial. The transcript has 2 exons.
AUCGGGGACCUCUCACCGAUGACAGCACUCGAUACCGCUCGUCCGAUUCGAGAUAUCCGGGACGGUAUGUAUCCUGUGGGCGUUCGGUCUCCGGAUCCGAAGCUCAACGCACAUAGCAAAACGGGAGUGCUCAUGUACGAUCGUCCAUUCCUUCUCCAGUUCCAGGACAUCGUCAUACAAAGGCCGCCGCGUCUCGCGACGCUCGAACAGCUCAGUGGAUUA